AUGGAGAAGGACUUUCAAGACAUCCAGCAGUUGGACUCUGAGGAAAACGACCAUCAGCUCAGUGGUGAUGAGGAACAAGGCCCUCAUGUGCAGAAUCCUAGGACAGAAGAUCCACGUUGGAAAGGACAGCCUCCUCCCAGGCCCUUUCCACAGCGCCUCUGCUCCCCGUCCCACCUCACUCUGCUCGCCCUGGCCUUCAACAUCCUCCUGUUGGUGGCCGUCUGUGUGCUUUCAUCCCAAAGCAUGCAGCUGCAAGAGGAGUUUCGGGCCCUGAAAGAAGACUUCAGCAACUUCUCCUCCAGCACCCUGAUGGAGUUCAGGGUUCUGGACUCCCACGGAGGUAGCAGAAAUGACAAGUUGACUUCCUGGAUAGCCAAACUGGGGGACAAGCAGCAGGAGCUAAAAGCAGACCAUUCCUCUUUGCUCUUUCACCUGAAGCACUUCCCACUGGAUCUGCGAACCCUGACCUGUCAGCUGGCCUUCUUCCAGAGCAAUGGCACAGAUUGCUGCCCUGUUAACUGGGUAGAGUAUGGGGGAAGCUGUUACUGGUUUUCUCUGGAUGGGCUCACCUGGGCUGAGGCUGACCAGUACUGCCAGCUGGAGAAUGCCCACCUGCUGGUCAUCAACUCCAGGGAUGAGCAGGACUUUGUUGUAAAGCACAGGGCCGCGUAUCAUAUUUGGAUAGGUCUUACUGACAGGGAUGGCUCCUGGAAAUGGGUGGAUGGAACAGAAUAUAGAAGCAACUACAAGAACUGGGCCUUCACUCAGCCAGAUAACUGGCAGGGCCAUGAAGACGGAGGGAGCGAAGACUGUGCUGAAAUGCUGUCAGAUGGUCACUGGAAUGACAACUUCUGCCAGCAGGUGAACCGCUGGGCAUGUGAAAAGAAGCGGAACAUCACCCACUAGGAGUCUGCUCUACCGAGUCUACGCACCUCCCUCCCCCAACCCCGCAUGACCCAAUAGGAGUUCGCUCUACCAUGUCUCCGCCCCAUCCUCACAGCUGCAUCAUCCCAACAUCCUAACUGGGGAUAUUGGAGCAAGGAGGAGAGACAGAGUCCCAAGCAGGCGAUGGAUCUAUGGUCUCAUACCCUGGGAAGGCUGAGAUUGUACCCUUCUCCACAAUUUAUUGCAAUUGUUAUAAAUUUUAGCCUUCUGAACAAAGUAGGAAAA
Molecule: messenger RNA, 1170 nt
Organism: Arvicanthis niloticus (Nile rat)
Lineage: Eukaryota; Metazoa; Chordata; Mammalia; Rodentia; Muridae
Gene: Asgr2
Product: asialoglycoprotein receptor 2
Source: RefSeq, a predicted model, not a curated record